CCGGAAAAUGCUACGAAUGAGGGGAGAGGGGAAGGGCUGCAGUGACCGCACCGGGACGAAGGCGAUUAGAGGGCACCACCGACGCAGGUCCCCCCAGCUUAUCCAGCACACUGGCCAGUCAGGCACGGGUCUCCUUCACCGGGAAUGCGGGUUUGGGCAAGGAUCGGGUCUUCGCCAGGUGUCAAUCCCUCUAUCUGAUUUGGAGAAGAUGGGGAAGAGAGGUGUGGCUAUCGAAUUGGAGAUCGGCUAGUCAUCCAACUGGUCUGAUCAUGCCACAAAAGUCCAGAAGCGCAGGUAAUCAUCCCACAGAUGGUCUCUCCUUCUGGGCGUUUUGGUACGUAAAGCCAGCUCGGGCCAUUGAUUCCGGCGGCGGGUUCUCGUUAAUAACCCGUAUUACUCCAUACCACCAGGUGCUUAUCAAAACCCACACCCUCGCUUCCGCUCCGACCGACCCUCGUCGGCUUUUUCCUCUCCUCCUCCUCUUCCUCCCCUCCUUUCCCUCUCAGUCUUCCAGCCUGUCCUUCAGUCCAGACAGCUUUCUGUACAGUCGUUGCUUCCUUCCUUUUCAAUAUAUAGGCUUCUUGAGUCCCGUGCCGUGGAGAAUUGUUUGCCUACAAGCUUCCUUUUCCUCUACUUCGCUUACCAACCUCAUUAAUCGCCCAACUCGGUCGCGUCGGACAUCUACGGAUUGUUCGAAUUCCUCUCGCCCUCGAUCCUCACCAUCGUCUUAUAAUCUAUAACCCCAUCACCCUUACCACAACCAUUCAAAAUGCGUGCCACCUUUGCUCUGCGUAACGCUGCCCGCACCCCCCUCAUCCGGUUCAUCGGCCGCCGUUCCGUGCCCCGUAUGUAUCUUACCCCGUGCAUCAUCGCCAGAUCCUUUGUCUAACAUGACCA
This is a messenger RNA of Aspergillus ibericus CBS 121593, 897 nucleotides long. RefSeq lists its product as uncharacterized. The transcript has a single exon. The record is from RefSeq and is a predicted model, not a curated record. Bases 270 to 740 code for a protein of 156 amino acids. Lineage: Eukaryota; Fungi; Ascomycota; Eurotiomycetes; Eurotiales; Aspergillaceae.